AUGUACCAAGUGGACUACAUCGCACUGAAGUUUAAAAGAUUUGGGGUGACCGCUCAGCGGUUUACAGAAGUUUAUUCGACUACAAAGCGAAACUUUGGCGGCUUUGCGGGCUUGCAUCAUCUGCGAAGCACUAAUCAGGAGCUGACGAAUGGCUUGUGUUUAAAAUUAUUUGGGCAUCGAUGCCUGUCUGUGCGCAGAGCAGGACCGACAGCACGUUGGGGUGGAGUAGACACCGUCUUUACUCUGGGAUCCAGGGUCCGUCAUAUGUUGGCUCAAUCAAAGUGCAUGAGCGCUGUGCUCAACAACAAAAGAGAGGCAGACUGCAAAACGUUCCCUGUGUUCAAGUUUUUUAAUAAUCAGGCAAAGAAUCGCGAUGAACAGUUACGUCUCAUAGACACCUUGGCGCCGAUAUACUAA
Molecule: messenger RNA, 417 nt
Organism: Plasmopara halstedii
Lineage: Eukaryota; Oomycota; Peronosporomycetes; Peronosporales; Peronosporaceae
Exons: 1
Coding region: 1-417 (138 amino acids)
Source: RefSeq, a predicted model, not a curated record